Molecule: messenger RNA, 2537 nt
Organism: Nymphalis io (European peacock)
Lineage: Eukaryota; Metazoa; Arthropoda; Insecta; Lepidoptera; Nymphalidae
Exons: 2
Coding region: 24-1280 (418 amino acids)
Source: RefSeq, a predicted model, not a curated record
ACAAGAAAGGUAAUAAAGUGAAAAUGUCUUUAGAUGUAAAUAUAAGUGAACCAGACGAAUUUAACUGUAUUGAAUUACACAAUUGUAUAAAGAGUGUCGCGAAAAUUUAUGAUAUAGAUGAUUUCGUUUAUCACGUUGAUAUUGUGUGCGGUAAAGGUGAAAACUAUAUAGCAAAUGUAUUUAGAGUGUCUAUCAAUGAAACGAAUAAUGAAAAAAACAGUGUUAAUGUUAUAGUGAAAACUCUUAUCAAUACAACGAGACAAGAUUUGUUUGGAGAAUUGCAUAAGAGGGAAGUUUACGCCUAUAGAAAUAUUAUUGACAAAUUUGUUUUAUUACAAAAUGAUAUAGUAGCUAACGAAAGGACAAUACUACCGAAAUAUGUUUUUGCCAGUACAACAAAAAAUAAUGAAGUUAUUAUUUUAGAAGAUUUAUUAAUCAGUGGUUUUGUGAUUGAAAGUAAAUUUAAUAAAUAUGAAAAAUUAGAUUAUCCUCAAGUACGAUUAAUAUUAACAGAAUUAGCGAAAUUUCACGCGUUAUCGUUUGUAUUUAAAAACAAAGAGAAAAAAAAUUUUGAAAACUUACUCGAUGAUUUUAAAGAUUUGAUUUUUCAAGACAAAUUUCUAAAUAAGACUAAACUGAGAAAUUAUUUUCAAGAAUCAUAUGGAAUGUCUUUGAAUCUCAUAACCGAUGCAGACGCUAAGAAGAAGUUAGAAAGAGUGAAAGAUAAUUUAUUAGAAUUACUAAGAAUGUAUACUGAACCAAAAAGAUACAACGUAUUUUGUCAUGGAGAUUGUUGGAUCAAUAAUAUUUUGUUCAAGGACGAAGUAAAUAAAUUAUGUUUCUUGGACUUCCAAGCUAUGAGGUAUGCCAGUCCUGCGACAGACAUCCUGUACUUUAUGUACAUAUGCACAGAUUCUGGCUUUAGAUCUGAAUAUUUCGAAGACCUUAAAAUUGUUUAUUUUAACACCUUUAUAAAUUUCUUAAAACACUUCAACAUAGAAGGUAAUACUGUUUACCCACAAGAAGAAUUUGAAAAAGAUUUAACAGAAAUGCUUCCUUUUGGUCUACUUAUAGCUUUAGUAGAAUUAAGAAUGGUAACAACAAGUCCAGAAGACGAAACUAUUUCCAACGAUUCGACUGACCCUAAUGAUAGCAUUGAUACGAACAAAGUAGCACCAGGAUGUACAAAAUUAUAUGAAAAGCGAGUAAAUGAUGUAGUAGACGAAUCAAUCAACAACGGAACUUUAAAUAAGCUUUUAGAUCUUAUCAAUAAGUUAUAAAUGUAUGAUUUGACUAUCAAAAUAAAUAUGGAUACGAUCCUAUAAGUAAAAAAAAAAACUAAAAGAUUACCUGUCAGCCCCGUUAUAUGCUGGUGCACUAGAAUCUCCAAAUGAAGUUCCGUAAGCCAUUGAGCAUGGUUCCAUAACGCAUCUUUCAGUCUCUUCGGUCGGUUUUGGACCCAUACAUUUGCUAUCAGGUAACUUUGCAAUUGUACGACUGAAUUCUAAGAAUAUUUUGCAAUGAACUUCUUUUUUUCUCCAACCUUCGCCGCAGGUUACGCUGCACGGACUCCAAUCAUCAUCUUUGAUGUAACUGUAUGAAAAAAUAAAGUAUAGCUUUAUGUUUGAUGAUAUCUGUACUAUAUUUUAGACGACGUGCAUGAUUGGAUGCGAAAAUAUUUAGGACUACUUAAUUCGAAUGUUAAAAAAGUAAUAAAUAUCAAGACACCGGCAGAAUUUUCGUUUGAUUUAAAUAUUUUCUUAUUCACCGUCUACUUACAUCGUUACUUCAGUGCCUUGAAAUCGUGAUGAAUAUUUAUAAUUCUAUUUAAAUUCUAAAGGGAGUUCACACAUGAUAACACAUGCUAGGUGCGAAGGGUUCGAUAUAUGUUUGUUGAAACUACCAAUCCUAAUAGAAUUCGUUCAGGCUGGUAUAUGUAGAAGUAUGUGCACCAGUGUGUCUGUGUGUAAACGCCAAUCGUACCUGGAAUCUAAUUCACAAUUUGCUGUAUAUAGCGUUAAGCGAAUAAUAACUAUGCUAAUAUAAAAUCACUCUGAAUUAUCAGAGUAAAAAAUAGCAUUGUCGGUGUCAGUGCAUAGAUGUAUAGUAUUUUAGAGUAUCGGAAAAGUGUUUCGAAGCAAAAUAAAAAGUAGACAAACUUUAGUCAGUGUAAGAUGUGCAAGGAAAUAUAAAUUUUAUAGUGCAGUGCAUAGAGUUGAAAAAGUUUAAUCGUUGAUAAAGUAAUGAUCCAUGACAGGUAAUGAGCUGAAGGGUUCUUGUGACAUAAUCGAAGAGAGUGCACACGAAAUUGAUCAGAGUUGAACUAAGAUAAUAAGUGGCAUACGUUCCAUUUUCCUUUGAAUAAAUUUUAAUGUGUCUAACCUAUCGUCACGUGAAGUCGAGAUGGCCCAGUGGUAAGAAGGCGUGAAUCUUAACCGAUGAACGUGGGUUCAAACCCGGGCGAGCACCUCUGAAUUUACAUGUGCUUAAUUUCUGUUUAUAAUUCAUCUCGUGCUUUUCGGUGAAGGAAAACAUCG